This is a messenger RNA of Gastrolobium bilobum, 2199 nucleotides long. Its product is annotated as protein LNK1-like. Gene Ontology annotation, biological process: circadian rhythm; regulation of DNA-templated transcription. The transcript is spliced from 8 exons. The record is from RefSeq and is a predicted model, not a curated record. The coding region runs from base 429 to 2147 and encodes 572 amino acids. Lineage: Eukaryota; Viridiplantae; Streptophyta; Magnoliopsida; Fabales; Fabaceae.
GGUCUGGAAAGGAAUCACGAUUUGUGAACUGAACAACGCUCCCAAAACGACUCCGUCUCUCGAUUCUCGAGCUUUGUGAUUUUCCACUGAAAAUUCGAUUCUCAGAGAUGCAUCUUUGAUGACAGAUAUUAUUCAAGACACAUGGGAAUGAAUCAAUCAUUUGAAUGUAUCUUUAGUGGUGGAUAGAAGAUUCAGAGGAGUGUCAAACAUCUCUUGAAGAUAAUGUGUGGGAUGGAUUUGGUGAAAAUGAUGAUCAUAUAGUGUCCCAUGCUGUUGACAAACAUAAGAACCAAUUUGUAAUACGGGGUGAUGGCUGUAAGAAAUCACUUCAUGAAUUAUCUGGUAUCAGAAGUAGUGAUUAUGUAAGUAUCUAUAAAACUCAGUUUAAAGAGCAACUAUACUAAAAAAUUCUGACCCAAAAAGAAAGAAUGCUGGAAAAGGGUUCAUGGUCUCACUCACCUGAAGGUGGGUUUCCUUCAUGCGAUAGUGACUCACACAAAGAAGCAAAAAGACUGAUAUCAGAUGAUACAGGCAUGUCCGAUCAUUGUUUCAAGAGUGGCAAUAUAGAUGCUGGUGGUAGCGAGCUUUGUGCCAAUGACACUAUCUUGGGAGACAAGUGUGUGGUGGGAGAUGAUAGUGUGUGUGAAUAUCCAAUCAAUCACAUAUCCCAAGCUGACAAUGAACUCAGUUUUCUUGAUAACGAUGGGUGGCUGGAUAUAGGAAACUUUGAAGAUGUUGACAGGAUGUUAAGUUGUGAUUUAACUUUUGGAAUGGGCAGUCUCAAUAAUGAAGAGGAGUUCUGCUGGCUCUCAACUUCACAUGGUGCUGAUGGUUCAGAUGAUGCAUUGAAGUCUGACUUCCAGUUUACAUGUGAAGAAAUGAGUCCAUUGAAAAGUAUAUCAGAUUAUAAUAUGGAUACCAAGGAAAAUAUUGAAGGUCUUCCAAUCAAUGAUUCCAACGUAGGAGCAUCUCCUGUUGAUAAAAAAAUCAGGUCUCAAAUAGAUGUUGAUGAUGAUGGUCUCUCUGAUCCAUUAUCAAUGCUCAGUGAAUCAGACAUGAAAUCUGGUAAUACAGAUCACUUGAUGCCCAAAGAAAAGUUGCAGAGGAAGCUGCCAAAGCAAUCAGCAGGAAGGCGGAAAAAUGGUGAUUCUAUUCAUCCUUAUACUCCUCCGGAGGAAUAUACAGAUACGAAGCAACCCUUUGGAGCCUCUUUAAGUGGGGUUACUUCUCUUGAUAGCGUCCAGGAACACAAGCUGAACACAAAUUCUGUUUGUUUAGGUUGCAUACAGACACAAGUUCCUAUAACGCACCCAGACUAUAGUCUUGCUCCAAAUCACAUUUCCCUCUUUCCAACUGUGUCUGCAUCAAGAUCCGAGCACGAUGGACAUCUGUCUCCUUCUCUUAAAGAAUCAUCUUGUGCGUCAAACAUGGAGAGUUCUCAUGGCCACUCUUUGGAGGCUGCUGCCUUGAAAACAAAUGACAAGAGAGAAAAGUUGUAUCAUUGCCGUGAUGGACACCUGUUAAGUCGGAGUUUCAAAAAUGAGAAUAUGGCAAAUCAAAUGCCAUUUCACAGUCCAGGUUCAGCUCAGCAGGUACGUCGUCAGUUUGAAAAUGAAGAUGAAGGUCAUAGUGAAGUUCAAGGAGUUAGCCUAGGAUUUUCACCAGAAAUAGACUCAUCAACUGUGCGGGAAAGCUCGUCCACGAGAUCUGCUCCGGACCAGACCUCACUUGAAGCAAGUAGUUUUUGCUACCUGCAACAGGUCAUGGAUCAGUUGGAUAUUAGAACCAAACUUUGCAUAAGGGACAGUCUAUACCGCUUGGCUAAGAGUGCUGAGCAAAGACAUAAUUCAAACGCAAACGAUUGCAUUGGAGAUGAUGUUGAAGCGUGCAAAGCAAUGAUGACACAGGAUGAAAGCAGGUCUACGGGAUUCAUGGAUAUAGAGACCGACACAAACCCCAUUGAUCGGUCUAUAGCACAUUUACUGUUUCACAGGCCCUCAGAUCCCUCAAUGUUGAUUCCUAACGAUAUUAUACCUUUCAAAUCAAGUGCCACGAUACAUGGAUCAGUGAUCAAUCCACCAGUAAAGACUGAGAAACAGGUCUGUCGGGAAGAUUCUUUUACUGGAGUGGAAAAAAAAAACUUUUAGGGGGUAACACCUAAUGAAAGUGAAACCAGCUGUGGUACAUUUCGGCCUACAA